Messenger RNA from Brassica oleracea var. oleracea, 867 nucleotides. Its product is annotated as putative xyloglucan endotransglucosylase/hydrolase protein 13. Gene Ontology annotation, molecular function: xyloglucan:xyloglucosyl transferase activity; hydrolase activity, hydrolyzing O-glycosyl compounds. Bases 1 to 867 code for a protein of 288 amino acids. The record is from RefSeq and is a predicted model, not a curated record. Gene Ontology annotation, biological process: xyloglucan metabolic process; cell wall biogenesis. Gene Ontology annotation, cellular component: apoplast; cell wall. The transcript has 3 exons. NCBI's taxonomy places the organism in Eukaryota, Viridiplantae, Streptophyta, Magnoliopsida, Brassicales, Brassicaceae.
AUGGCGGGGUUUGAGACCAAAUUGAUGUUGACGUCGUCUCUUCUGCUCUUGAUCGGCGUAUGCACGGGAAGUUUCUACGACAACUUCGAUAUCACAUGGGGUGACGGUCGUGCCAACAUAUUUGAGUCUGGACAGCUCUUAACUUGCACUCUCGACAAGAUCUCCGGUUCAGGUUUUCAAUCGAAGAAAGAGUAUCUAUUUGGAAAAAUCGAUAUGAAGAUGAAACUUGUCGCUGGAAACUCAGCAGGAACAGUCACUGCUUAUUUUUUAAUGUUUUCACAGCUUUUAUCUAAAGGCGAGACAUGGGAUGAGAUGGAUUUCGAGUUCUUGGGUAAUGUUACAGGACAACCUUAUGUUCUCCAUACAAAUGUGCUCACAGGAGGUAAAGGUAACCGUGAGAUGCAGUUCUAUCUCUGGUUCGAUCCCACCGCGGAUUUCCACUCUUACACCGUCCUUUGGAACCCUCUCAACAUCAUCUUUCUUGUGGACGGUAUCCCGAUCCGGGUGUUCAAGAACAAUGAGGCUCACGGUGUGGCUUACCCGAAGAGCCACCCGAUGAAAAUAUACUCGAGUCUAUGGGAAGCUGAUGAUUGGGCGACGCAAGGUGGUCGAGUCAAGACCGGUUGGUCUAAUGCUCCAUUCAGCGCUUACUACAGGAGUUUCAGUGACGUAGACUGCUGUAGUCGAACUUCAAUAUGGAACUGGGUUACGUGCAAUGCGAAUAGCAACUCGUGGAUGUGGACUACACUUAACUCCAAUCAGAUGGGACAGAUGAAGUGGGUGCAAGAUGAGUAUUUGAUCUAUAACUAUUGUACUGAUUACAAGAGGUUCCCUCUAGGUCUACCCACGGAAUGUAACCUCGGCUGA